AAGUCCCAGCCAUCUUACUUCUCUUUCUCCUGCUUUGCUUCUUCUUCUUCUUGGCAGACCAAUCUUCCUUCCCUAAAUCCAUGGGCAAGCGCAGCUGCAGACUGCAGCAGGAAACCAUCUACCGUGAACUCGAAGAUGUCAGUAGCAAGGAGUGGGAGUUCAUCGACAUGUCAGAGCAAGAGGAAGACCUCAUCCACAGGAUGUACAGGCUUGUUGGCGACAGGUGGGGUCUGAUAGCCGGUCGAGUCACAGGGAGGAAAGCAGAGGAGAUCGAGAGGUUUUGGAUCAUGAGCUAUGGCGAGUACUUUGCGGAGAAGCGGCUUAAGAGGGAGGCAGGUUGUAGUGGCAGAGCAACAUCUUGAGAUGUCGUUAGUGCAGCUGAAUGUAUUCCUCCACCUCUAUCCUCCCUCCUCUUCGUUCCCAUGGGCUGCAAGAAACAAAUGAUACCCUAGUCCUUGUACUUGUAUGCGAACAUACCACUGCAGGACCGAAGAGGAUUAACAUGCAGACUCUUUUCAUCAACA
Molecule: messenger RNA, 524 nt
Organism: Musa acuminata AAA Group (dessert banana)
Lineage: Eukaryota; Viridiplantae; Streptophyta; Magnoliopsida; Zingiberales; Musaceae
Product: transcription factor TRY-like
Exons: 3
Coding region: 81-362 (93 amino acids)
Biological process (GO): regulation of DNA-templated transcription; cell differentiation
Cellular component (GO): nucleus
Molecular function (GO): transcription cis-regulatory region binding
Source: RefSeq, a predicted model, not a curated record